Messenger RNA from Paramisgurnus dabryanus, 2273 nucleotides. NCBI's taxonomy places the organism in Eukaryota, Metazoa, Chordata, Actinopteri, Cypriniformes, Cobitidae. The record is from RefSeq and is a predicted model, not a curated record.
AUUUGCGAUCUUCAGAAGAAAUCUGAAACAAUGAGGUUUGUAAUCUCAUUGUGUGUGCCGCUACUGUUGCUGGUUAACGGUGAAACAACCAAUGGGCAAACGUCAGUGACAUCCAGUGACCCAUGCUCGAAUUACAAUAUGCUUGAUGACUAUUGGAGAGACAUACACCAAACCCAAUCCAAUAACUUGGGAAAUGAUGACCGGCUGGUUGAGUGGAAUGGCUGGUAUCGUCUGUUUUUGAAUGGACAAAGUGCUCAGAUGUCUGAGGUGUGUACAACUUACACAGGAUGUGGAGGUGAAACUGGACUUUAUCUCAGUGGUUCUCAUCCACGAAUCGAGGAUGGCGAGGUGACCCGUGAAGUCGUGGGAACUAUUAUGUGGUCCUUUUUCAUGUGCGGUGCCGACAGAACACAUCCCAUUCAAGUCAAAGCUUGCCCUGGAGAUUAUUAUGUCUAUAAAUUUGUCAAACCUGAUAUGUCCAUCUCUCGACCCUCAUACUGUGCAGUUGCGUUCAACAGCAUUGACAAUGAUCCUUGUUACAACUACAAACCUCUGGAUCGUCCCUGGAGAGCCUCAAAUGAAGCAGGAUUGUACAUUUGUGAUGGGACUUUCUCCUGGAGUGGCUGGUACAGACUUUACCACAAUGGGAUGAACAUCCGAAUGGCAGAGAACUGUGUUAAUUCUGGGGCCUGUAACACACAGUACGGUCUGUGGCUAAAUGGCCCUCACCCUCACAUUGAGGAUGGAGUGGUGACCCGAGAGGUCUGUGGGGACUCAAUGGUAGAGUGCUGCUUAUAUUCGUUAAUACCCAUCAGAGUCAAAGCCUGCCCAGGCGGUUACUAUGUCUAUGAAUUGCCACAGCCACAUCCAGACUACUGUACAGGAUAUUGCACAGAUAUCAACACUAUAUCUGAGGUAGUUUCCCCUACAAUUCCAACUUCAAUAAAUGGAUCCAUCACAACAUUGACUGUGAGAGAUCCCUGCUUUGAACUUAACUGUACUGAGGAUGAGUGGUGUGGAGAACAGAAUGGUGUUUACGGCUGUUUCUGUAACGAAGAUCACCCCACAUCUGACCCUGGCAAUUUCGAUGUCUAUGAGACGUGUGAAAACAGCUCUGGGUUUGUGUCUUUGUCUCGUUGUCAGCUCUUUGAAGCCGGUUUUCCAUCUGAUCUCUUACACCUGAAUGACCCCAGCUGUAAAGGAACUGUCCAGAAUGGCAGACUGAAGUUCAGAUUUGAUAACAAUGAUCACAUCUGUGGUACAAGUCUUGUGGCCAAUGGUACUCACUUCAUCUGUGAGAAUUUUAUCACGGGACAGCCAGGCCCAUCUGAAGGUGUCAUCAGCAGAGAGAGAGGUCUGAAGCUGUCUUUCAGCUGUAUCUACCACCAAACCCAAACAGUCUCAAUGGACAUCAACCCUCUGGAGAGCCGAAUACACAGAACAUUUCAAGGUGAAGGGACAUAUCAGGUCAGGAUGGUUCCUUAUCUGGACGCUGAAUUCUCAGUUCCCUUCAAUGGAAGUGUGGGUGUGAAGGUGAAUGAGGAGGUUUUUGUUGAAGUUGGUGUUUAUGGAGUUGACAGGGAUCAGUUUGCCUCUGUGAUUGAUGGAUGUUGGGCUACACCUGUGAACGAUCCUCUGUCAUCUCUCCGCUGGGAUCUCAUCACUGAAGAGUGUCCCAACCCACAUGACAAAACAGCGAAGCUUCUGCAGAACGGCGUCUCUACAUCCAGCCGUUUCUCCUUCAGGAUGUUCGUCUUUACUGCAGACUCCAAUAAGGUUUACCUGCACUGUAAAGUUCACCUUUGUCUCCGGACCAACAAUGACUGCUCAGCUCACUGUUACCCUGGACACCACAUGAGGGAGCGAAGAUCUGUUGACUUCCAUGACACGUCUUCUAUAUCUAUGGGUCCACUGGUCUGGUCUGAAGGGAACUUGGAUAUUGUGGCCCCAGAACUGAGAAGAUCUCAGGCCUCAGGUCUGUGCGGCUCAAUGAUGUUACUGCUUCUUUUGUUUCUGAAUGCCUUCAUCCUCUUCUAGAAGAAUCUGACUGAUUUAGAAAAUAUGUGUACGCAUUUGAUUAUGCUCAUAUUUUGUCUGUUGUCUUUUUAUUGAUUUUUAAAGAGACCUUAAUGAUAAUGUUAAUGGGUGAUAACUGGAUACUGUAUGAUUGCAGUAGGAUUGCAUUUGAUUAUUAUUGAUGAUUAUUGUUUUUAAAUUUAUUUUCAAAUACUUGUAACAGUCAGUGUAAAAAUAAAUAGUUUCCUGGUAUCAUG